CUUUUAAGCUAAUUGGGUUUUCAGUGAAAAAAUUGACAUUUGAAAUUUUCAAUUGAAUGGGGUUUCCUUGUUUUUUUUUUUUUCAAAGCAUUUUAGUGUAUUGGGUUUUUGUUGAGAAUUUGGGUUUUUGUUGAUAUUUUCAGUUAAUUGAGUUUCCAUAUUCAGAGCUUAUUACCUUGGGGCAAAAAAAGGACUGUGCUUCUGUGAGGAUGAAGAGUAGCGAGCGACUAGCAAAUCUUGCUUUAGCAGGUUUGAGUUUGGCACCACUGGUCGUGAAUGUGGACCCAAAUUUAAGUGUCGUAUUAACAGCUUGCCUCACUGUUUUUGUGGGUUGCUACCGUUCUGUUAAGCCAACUCCACCUUCGGAGACAAUGUCUAACGAACAUGCAAUGAGAUUCCCCUUGGUUGGAAGCGCAAUGCUCUUGUCGUUGUUCUUGCUCUUUAAGUUCCUCUCAAAAGACCUGGUUAAUGCUGUAUUGACGUGCUACUUUUUUGUGCUUGGCAUUGCUGCUCUUUCUGCAACACUGUUACCUGCUAUCAAACGAUUCUUGCCAAAAAAGUGGAAUGAAGAUCUCAUAAUAUGGCGCUUCCCAAUCCCAUAUUUCAACUCUUUGGAGGUCGAGUUCACAAGGUCCCAGAUUGUUGCUGCAAUCCCUGGAACUAUCUUCUGUGUAUGGUAUGCUAAACAGAAGCAUUGGCUAGCUAACAAUGUAUUGGGACUUGCAUUUUGUAUUCAGGGGAUUGAAAUGCUUUCUCUUGGGUCAUUUAAGACCGGCGCCAUACUAUUGGCUGGACUUUUUGUGUACGACAUCUUCUGGGUCUUUUUUACCCCAGUGAUGGUUAGCGUUGCUAAAUCUUUUGAUGCUCCUAUCAAGCUUUUGUUCCCAACAGCAGAUUUGAAACGUCCCUUUUCAAUGCUUGGUCUUGGAGAUAUUGUAAUUCCCGGCAUUUUUGUGGCAUUGGCACUCCGCUUUGACGUCUCCAGGGGGAAAGAGCCUCAAUACUUCAAAAGUGCAUUUUUGGGAUACGCAGUUGGUGUGGUUUCAACAAUUAUUGUUAUGAACUGGUUUCAAGCGGCACAGCCUGCAUUGUUAUAUAUUGUUCCAGCUGUAAUAGGAUUUUUGGCUGUGCAUUGCGUUUGGAAUGGGGAUGUGAAGCCGUUGUUGGAGUUCGACGAGUCAAAAUCACAGAGCACUGAAGAAGUCUCCGCGGAAGAGAGCAAGAAAGUAGAAUGAGGCUAAAAAGACAGACAGAGUAGGAUUAUGACCUUCCAACUGCAGAAAUUGUUGGUUAAGGAAGAACUUUUUGUUGUACUAGAAUCUUGUUAGUGACAAUUGAUUAGACUGGCUUCAUAUGUUAUUACUCAAACCAAUAUUUCCAUUGUCAAUUAUAAACAUUUUCCCCCCUAUUCCAUGAUA
Nicotiana tabacum (common tobacco) is the source of this 1418-nucleotide messenger RNA. Lineage: Eukaryota; Viridiplantae; Streptophyta; Magnoliopsida; Solanales; Solanaceae. The record is from RefSeq and is a predicted model, not a curated record.